AUGAGACACACUGUAGAUCUGAUCUGCAACAAUAAAGGGAACUGCUCUUACGAGUAUAAUCAAGAAGUUCUGUUCAACCACAUCCAAUCGGAACUCUGUAUCAACGCCAGAUACGAAAACAGAACAAUUGGAAUGAUAAAAAUCCGACAAAAACCGCUCAAAUUGGUGUGCUCGAAACACUCCUAUUCUUCACACGAGACACGAAGCACAAAAUCUUCCACAAAACAAGAUGUGCAGAGGCAGGAUCCUGUACUCAGAACAGGUGUAGCCAACAAAUAUCCGGGAUACUCUGCUUGUGAGCAUACUUGCGGUGGACUAUUAUGUGGAUGCUUUCUGCCUGUACAAGCAUGUUCAUUCAUCAGGGUUGCCCAGAUACCGAUAUCAAAACCAGUGUAUGAGGUCGGAAUUCACUCUCAUGCCUACGUCACACAAUCGCAUGAAGAGAUAGCUCUCACAGUGAUAUCAAUUCAGAGACCAAGCUCAUCCCUUUUCGAUCAACGCUUUGCAAUCUCACAGGAAGAAGCUUUAGUAAUUCCUAACAACUUUGAGCUACCAGUGCGCUGCCCUACGGCGAACAUAGCAGCAAAAAACUUUGCCAACUGCAGUAACCAGAUGGUAUGUAACUGCAAUAGCUACAAAACGCCACAAUCUUGUCAUUGUCCACAACAAGCAAUAAGGGACAUUAGAGCAGAGAUAGAAAAUCGGCUGCCAAUAUACACUCCAUCUGUAGAUCUAAGCUAUGACGAUAUGCAGAUUUACGCUCACUCCACGAAGAGCGAGGUAACCCUUGCCAUCAAAUCAAGCUUACUGAUCAGUAGUGCAGAAUUCAUCAUGGAACAAUGA
This is a messenger RNA of Cooperia oncophora, 843 nucleotides long. Lineage: Eukaryota; Metazoa; Nematoda; Chromadorea; Rhabditida; Trichostrongylidae. The record is from the annotation of a GenBank genome assembly.